AUGGAAGGGAGUGAAACCAAGAAGAGAAAUAUGGAUAAGAGGAGAGAAACUUCCCGGUGCGCUGCUCGUGAUCGUAGGGGCAAAGAGUCUCACGUGUUCAAUGACUUAAAAGAUGUUGUACCUGUCGUGGAAGAGCCUAAUGCAACUCAUUUGGAUAGGAUUGCUUUGCUUCGAGUUUCAUCAGCUUUUUGUCGAUUCCGUCAGCAUAUCUCAAGUGUUAUUGGAAACAAUGUUAAUUAUGAGCCAGACGAGUAUUCUAAUCUAUGGCAGGAAGAGUCUUUGACAGAAUGUCUUGAUGGAUUUGUUCUUGUUCUGAAAAAUGAUGGCUCAAUUCUUUACACGACAGAAAGUGUAGCGAAUUAUUUGGGACAUACUCAGACUGAAAUGAGUGGAAUAUCGUUUGAUGAAUUUGCUCAUCCAGACGAUUAUCAAGAAUUUAAAGAGCUGGUGUCCCUUUAUUUAAAGGGUGUAAUAAAGGAGACAGAAGUUAGAUCUGUCGUGCUUCGAAUGAAAUCUAUUAUCAGUCCUCGGGGAAGAACGUUGAAUAUGAAAAGUGCAAUUUAUAAGCCAAUAAGUUUUAUGCUACGAGGCCGCUGUUGCACUGACGGAUGUGUAGUCCUUCUUCACGGAAUUUCUCUGCCAGCUGGUAUUGGGUCUGCAAACGCUGCUGCCACUGCUAUUGCUAAGGGUUCGGAAGCAUUAUCGGGUACUUUCCUAACAAGACAUAGCUGUGAUAUGCGAAUUACAAGCAUAAGUGAUCGUUUGAACUAUCUUCUGAAAAAUGAAUUGAAGACUCUAAUUGGAACUAGUUUUUACGAUCUUGUUCAUCCAUGUGACUGUGAAGUCAUCAGCCAGGCGAUGAAAGAAAUGUUUGCAAAAGGGCACGUUAGGACUCCAUACUAUCGAUUGUUAGCUGCCAAUAAGUCUGUGGCAUGGAUAAUCACGGAAGCUAACACUAUUAAGCAUACAUCGAAAGGACAAGCUGGUCAAUAUGUUAUAUGUCUUCAUUAUCUUGUGGGAGUGCAACCUGAAAGCGAAUCUUUCAUCAAUCCAACUGUUUCAAGUGACAUGCGAAUGCUCAAUCUUAAGAAAGAGAUUACGGAUUGCGGAGAAUAUGCUGGACGGCAGCCUGAAGUUAUUGAUGCUGAUUUCGUUCCUGUAUUCAGUGGUGAAUAUGACAGGUCAUUGAGCCCAUUAGUCUCCUCAUCAGGAGAUUGUACGAGAAACUACGACAAAAUUUACGGUUGGGUUCCAGCGGACGAGCCUAAUAGAACACUCGAAACCUGCCACGGACAAAGUUCAAUUGGCGACCCCACUUUGGCCUCGGCCCAAGUCAUGGCUAGACCCAGUUCGCCCACGGAACCGGAAACAGAUGUAUCCUAUCCCGGAAACACUGGAAGAUGCUCGAACAAUGUUAUGUACUCUGAAAAUACCCAUGCUUACGGCCCAGCAUCACCAGCCAUUGUUUCCCACUGCGGGAACCAAUCUCUGGAGCGUGACCCAACCUCCAAUCCUUUAUCCUGCAUUCCCGCCAUUUGUUUAUCCGACAGUAACGUUAUGUCGUCCGAUGUCCCACAACGGUCCUCCGGAGUGUACCCCUUUAUGCCUGCUUCCCAUACUUCCACAUCAACUGUGCCUCAGUCAGUGAUCAAUCCUUCUUUCCAUCAACCAGAAACACAAGCAUCAGAUCAUCAUCAAUGGGAAGAUUUGACGGGUUUAGCUCCUUAUGUGCCAUAUGAAGACGAGAUGAAUUAUCCUAUGGACUUUCUACCUGAUGAUUUACAAGAGUUUUUACAAGAUUUACCUGAGUGGAAGCCAGAACAACCUUAUAUCCCUGCUGGUCCCAAGCCUGCGAUGGCCGCUGUACAUCAGCAAAGUCGUUGUAUAGAGCAAUUUGAAGCCAAUCGCUUUGAGUCAUAUGAUCCAUCCCUGAAUUUGAAUCAGCGAGAUAUGAAUCAACCUGCUUUGAAUUCAUAUUGGCAGGGAGCAAAGCCAGACAACUGGGAUUGCAAUCAAUUUUCACUUAACGGAAUUCCUUAG
Molecule: messenger RNA, 2040 nt
Organism: Auanema sp. JU1783
Lineage: Eukaryota; Metazoa; Nematoda; Chromadorea; Rhabditida; Rhabditidae
Source: the annotation of a GenBank genome assembly